AAUUUUCAGAUUGACAGUAGACUUUAGUAUUUUGUAGUUAUACGCGUGCGGUCACACUAGUGCACCGCUGCUUAAAUAACAAUCAAUGAGUUAUUUAAAACUCUCACUUGAUUUCGUGAAAUUAUGCAUCAUAUUUAAUUGUGCACACAAAGGACUUUUGUUUUCGGGGCGGCUGGUCGUCGGUGUCAGCAAGGCGUAGGCGUGUGGUGACCACAACAAAUAAAUCUCAGUACCAACAGCAUUGUGAGCGACGAUAAAUUGCGCGCGUCCCGCUUUGGAAAAAACGGCACGUGCUUGUUUGCAACGAAUUGCAGCAAAAUAUGAACGAGGGCCGCUAUGGUAGAUUUGGAGCACUCAUUGGCGUUGCGUACGUGAGCAGCACCCAUUGCCGAUUUCUGAUUUACUCGACAAAAAAUGCAGAAGUGCUGGCCUAUCACGAGCUCAAACUGCGGCAGAUAGUGCAUAAUGCCGGUUGGCUGGAAUACGAUCCCGCAGAGAUAUGGAAGCACAUGCAAGAGUGCAUUGAGACAGCCUAUAAAAACCUGGUGAUACUGGAAAUCAGUCCGCAUGACAUCAUUGCUGUGGGCAUUGCCAAUCAACGCGGCACCACAGUGCUAUGGAAUAAGCGAACGGGUCAGGCCUUGCACAAUGCCAUUGGUUGGUCCGACUGCCGUAGCACGGCGUUGCUAAAGUCACUCCUUCAUAAUGUCAAGCGUAAUGUGAACUAUUUGCGCUAUCGCAGUGGUCUCCCACUUAGUAGCUGUUUUAGCGCUCUGAAGAUCAAGUGGCUGCUGGAGAAUGUGCCGGCGGUGGGCAAGGCCAUUGAGGAGGAUCAGUGCUUGUUUGGUACGCUGGAUUCCUGGCUGAUAUGGAAUUUAACUGGUGGCGUCGAUGUGGGCGUUCAUUCCACAGACGUGACCAAUGCACACUACACAUCGCUUAUGAAUGUCGCCACACAGCAAUGGGACAAUAAGCUGUGUAAAUUCUUCAAACUGCCAAUGGGCAUACUGCCGCGCAUUCGCUCAAAUUCAGAGAUCUUCGGUUACAUUGUUCAGGGUGCUCUGAUGGGCGUGCCCAUUGCGGGCGUAAUGGGCGAGCAUCCAGCUGCUCUGCUGGGACAGCUGUGCGUCAAGGCCGGUCAGAAUGUUUGUACACUGGACGACAGCUGUUUUGUACUGUUGAACACGGCGCAGCAGAGAGUGGAGUCGGAGAAUGGGUUGAUAACUGGCAUAGCGCACAAAUUGGGACCCACAGCAGAUACGCAUUUCACGCUUGAGGGAGCCAUUUCCAAUGCGGGAUCCACUGUUAAUUGGCUGCGUCAGGGACUGCGAAUCAAUACCGAAAUCAAUUCCAAUGACAAUGUUGUCGAAUCGCUGAACACAUUUUUGGGCGAGAGCUCAAUGAUCUCUUCCUCUUGCUCCUCAAGCAUGCUCAAUGCGGAGUGCGGACUGGCGGCCAAGCGUUCAGAGAUCACCUUUGUGCCCGCCUUCCAUGGCUUAUACGCGCCCUACUGGCGCUAUGAUGCGCGCGGAAUUAUACUUGGUCUGACCAGCCAAACGACGGCCGAGAACAUUACACAGGCUGCCUACGAAGCGACUGGCUUCCAGAUCUACGAAGUGCUGCAGGCCUUCAAGCGAGAUACGCCCAACUGGGACCCGUCAUGCAUGCAGCCGGUCUUGACAUUUGGCGGCGAGUAUGCGGAGGACAUUCAUCUGGUGCAGUUUGUGGCGGACAUUAUUGGCUGGAUGCUCGAACGGCCGCAGACAACAUCGCCCGCUGGUCUGGGUGCUAUGAUAGCUGCUGGCAUAACUAUGCGUGUGGUCUCCCUGCCAUAUGCGACGCGUAUGUAUGCGCCACCCACAGACGUCUUCUCACCCACAACUACUCAGAAUCGUCGCGAACUGCUUUAUCGUCGCUGGGACUAUGCGGUCAAGAAGUGCUUGAACUGGAAUAAUUAUGAGACUUAUGAUUCGGAUGUGGAGCUGUUUGCUCAGCGUGAACGGGAUCCCAAUUUGCCAAUACGUCGCUCAAUACCGGGCAGUGUGUUUCUAACCACAUCCUUCGCGUUGCUGUUGUUGGCCAGUUUUUUAAAGAACAAUCGCUUAGCUUAGGCGCUGCGCAUUUCGCA
Molecule: messenger RNA, 2128 nt
Organism: Drosophila navojoa
Lineage: Eukaryota; Metazoa; Arthropoda; Insecta; Diptera; Drosophilidae
Product: glycerol kinase 3
Biological process (GO): carbohydrate metabolic process
Cellular component (GO): mitochondrion
Molecular function (GO): phosphotransferase activity, alcohol group as acceptor; kinase activity
Source: RefSeq, a predicted model, not a curated record